Messenger RNA from Cynara cardunculus var. scolymus (artichoke), 1182 nucleotides. Its product is annotated as zinc finger BED domain-containing protein RICESLEEPER 2-like. Gene Ontology annotation, molecular function: protein dimerization activity. The record is from RefSeq and is a predicted model, not a curated record. The transcript has 6 exons. The coding region runs from base 1 to 1182 and encodes 393 amino acids. Lineage: Eukaryota; Viridiplantae; Streptophyta; Magnoliopsida; Asterales; Asteraceae.
AUGAUUUAUCUCCUCCCUCGUUAUGCUCUCUCACCAGUUUUGGGGCGUUUCAGUAGUAUAUCUCCAGAUAGCUUAUGUGGGUUGACGAAGGUGCCUAUAAUAUAUGUGACCGUUGAUAAUGCAUCUGCCAAUGAUGUGGUUGUUGGUUAUGUAAAGAAAAGGAUUAAUGCAUGGAAAGUCUCGGUUCUUGAUGGUAAGUUCAUCCUUUUCAGAUGUGGUGCUCACAUACUAAAUUUAAUUGUGGGUGAUGGUUUGAAGGAGUUGUGUGAUUCAAUCGAUGCCAUUCGUAAUAGUGUAAGAUACAUCCGGUCAUCUUCUUCAAAGUUACAAAAGUUCAAUGUUUGUGUUGAAAGGGAAAAGAUUACUUACAAGGGUGGCUUGGUCUUAGACGUGCCUACAAGAUGGAACUCAACUUUUAUGAUGUUAGACGUGGCACUUAAAUUUGAAAAAGCUUUUGCAAGUUAUGAGGACGAAAACCAUAAGUACUUGAGUCACUUUCUAAAUAAUGAGAAUGAGAAAAAGAGAGUUGGACCACCUAAGAGUAUUGAUUGGAAGUGUGUUUCGCCUUUUGUUAAAUUCCUCUCCACUUUUUAUGAAGUUACUUUAAAAUUUAGUGCCACUUUGCAUGUUAAGGUCUUACCGUCAUCAGCACUUCCCCAGGUUACACGGCUAUCCUUUGUCCGUCAAAUUGUUGCCAAGAUUACUGUGAAGGUGGAAGAAAUCCUUAACGAGUUAUUUGAAGUUUACAAUGUUGAGUUUGGAGGAGGUGAAUCAAAGGUCAUUAUUGGAAAGUUAUAUGCAAAACAACAAUUGCAAGUGCCGGAGAAAAUGAAUGAUCUUCAAAGAUAUUUGGUUGAAGAAUCUCUCGAUCCAACAACUACCGAAUUUGAUAUUUUACUAUGGUGGAAAGCAAAUGCUAGUAGGUAUGCUAUUUUAUCUAUGAUUGCAAAGGAUGUUCUUGUCAUCCUCGUGUCUACGGUUGCUAUCGAAUCCGCAUUUAGUACUAGUGGACGUAUUUUGGACUCAUUUAGGAGUUCAUUGAGUCCAAAAAUGCUCGAGGCAUUAGUGUGCACCCAAAGUUGGUUGAAAGAUUUACAGGUUUUAAAUACAGAUUUUGCAAGUUUUAAAUAUUUACAGGAAACCGACUUACUGGAGCUGGGUGAUUUUCCGGCGGAUUACUAG